Linnemannia hyalina is the source of this 423-nucleotide messenger RNA. The record is from the annotation of a GenBank genome assembly. Lineage: Eukaryota; Fungi; Mortierellomycota; Mortierellomycetes; Mortierellales; Mortierellaceae.
AUGUUGCGACGCAUCACAUCGACUUGCCGUUCGGUUAGGCAGGGAUCAGAUGUGAUUCCGUUGAAGGUGACCGUUGCGCCCAUCGCUGUGGACACCAUUUCGGCGGUGUGCCUGUCUUCGGUUGAGUAUCUUGUCUUGGCCAUGGGCUCUCCAGCUACCUCCAAGGCGUUUCCUGUUGACAUUGAGUCAAGAAAGAUAAUUGGCGAACUCAAGAAGCUCAUCAAGGCUGAGCAAAACUCCGACUUUAACGACAUUGUUGCCAACAACCUCAUUCUUUGGCUUGCAACCAUCUCCAAUGACACCAAUGCCAUUGCUGUCACGAUUGGUGCCUUACACAACAAGACAGAGCUCGCCUUUCCAAGUUGUUUCUCGAAAGUCCUGACGACAGUACCUACAUCUUCAUCAGCGACCCCCGCCAGGUAA